AUGACAAAUUGAGACCAGCUCAAAAGACACGGCCUUACACACUAGCGUUACUAUUAUUCUCCAUCUUCUUUCUCUCCUCCAAUUAUUAUUAUUUCUCUCCUCCUCUGAGCUGUGUGUUUUAUUUUCUUUUUUCCUUUAAAAAAAGAAAAAGAUUCUUGUCGAUCAAAGUCGCCGGCGUGUAUAUGGAAGACUUCGGGCGUCAAAGACCGUAUGGAGACGGAGGGAUGCAGAUCCAGCCUUACAACGGUGGUAACCAAGCCGGAGACUUCAGGAGCUAUAGCACUCCUUACGGGACGAGGGAGAACAGUAUAUACGAUCUGAACAAGAAGGAGAAAUCGAUACCUAGAUCGAAGUCUUGGGGGAUAACGGACCCGGAGCUCCAGAGGAAGAAAAGGGUCGCUAGCUAUAAGAUGUAUGGUGUUGAAGGCAAAGUCAAAGGCUCUUUUACUAAAAGUUUCAGAUGGCUUAAGCGGAGGUACACCCAAGUCGUCUAUGGUUGGUGGUGAUACCAUUUUUUUUUUCCUCUUUUAAUUUAUAAUAAUUUUUACUUUACUUGUUGAGGUUUUUUUUUCUGUUUUUGUUUUGAUUUUUAGUUUUCUCAAGUAAUUAUGUUGUGUUCUGUCUCUCUUUUUCUCUUUAUGUAUCUCUGUGUGUUGUAAUCUUGAAUGUAAACUGUGAUGGUUGCAUCGCCAUAAAUUAUAUAUGAAUCAUUAGUUUUACAAAGUAAAGAACUAUGGUUUAAUCU
Molecule: messenger RNA, 745 nt
Organism: Camelina sativa (false flax)
Lineage: Eukaryota; Viridiplantae; Streptophyta; Magnoliopsida; Brassicales; Brassicaceae
Source: RefSeq, a predicted model, not a curated record